UGUUUGCUGCUGAAAGGGGAGGGUAGAGCUUGAGGAGGACGGGAGCGUAGCGAGGGGGUCUGUGAAACGUCAGAAACAGCACACAAGCAUCGCCACGUAAUUACGGACUCCUAUUAUGGUCCAUCUACCCUCCCAGGAGUCUCAGAGUUUCAUUUACUCCCCGGUUGGUUCAGGCAGCAUCCGCAGCGUGCCAGCGUGCGCCUCAUUUGAAGUGCCAGAGCAAGAGAGAAGCAGAGACUGAGAGAAACAGAGAGAGAGUGAGGGAAAGCAAGAGAGAGUCGACUGAUUCUCACUGAGAAAAAGCAAUAGUUCCAAGAAAGGUGCCUUAGCCAUUGCAGAGUCAGUUUCCCAGUGCGUUCAGCCCUGAGCUGAGCCAGCUUUACUCACACACGAGCGCAUCUGUUCGGCAUCAGUUAAGCUCAGUCAGUUGCGACCGUGAGUCAACAGGAGUGGGAAGUGGGGAGGACUUUUUAAGAGGACUUCUUGAAAACCCAGAUGCAGGACGCUGUGAUUUUAUAUGGAGACUCUAUUUGUUGUUUAUGCGCGUGUAUGGAUGGACCGGAUGCGUAGAGAUUUGUGAUCGAGGGAAAACAAACAAGGGGAAAAGCUUUUUUCUUCUAUCUGUAGAAGUUUGGUUUACUGCCGCUGCUGCGUCUGGAUGUGAGCAGCAACUGUGCUUUGCUUGGAAAACUGAGGUUUCUCCGCUGGUUUGUAGGCGCUGUUCCUGUUCGUGCGUUCUAUGUGCAAGGAUACAUUUGGCUCGCUUAUUAUUAUUGCUCAGUUUUUUUCUACUGUAUCCUAUUUGCGUCAUGACUUCUAGCUAUGCACAUGUAAGGGACAGGCAAGCAACGAUAUCAAAUCGCUUGGAGAGUCCGAUUACAUCGAAUCUGGAAAACCUUCAAGCCAAAAAGAACUUCUCCGUGAGCCACCUGUUGGAUCUGGAGGAGGCCAGGGAAAUGGUUGGGACACAGGCGGACGAGAGUGUCGGUGAGGCAGGGAGGAAUAUGCUGGAGUCCCCGGGGCUGACCAGUGGGAGCGACACCACCCAGCAGGAGAAUGAGCAGCUGAACGCAGAGGAGAAGAAGAAGAGGAAACAGAGGAGGAACAGAACUACGUUCAACAGCAGCCAGCUGCAGGCUCUGGAGAGGGUGUUUGAGAGGACACACUACCCCGACGCCUUCGUCAGAGAGGACCUGGCACGCAGGGUCAACCUCACAGAGGCACGGGUGCAGGUGUGGUUUCAGAAUAGAAGAGCAAAGUUUCGUCGGAACGAGCGAGCCAUGUUGGCCAGCAAGAACGCCUCGCUCCUUAAGUCCUACUCCGGGGACGUCACAGCCGUGGAGCAGCCCAUCGUACCCCGUCCGGCCCCCCGCCCAAAUGACUACCUAUCCUGGGGCAGUGCCUCUCCUUACAGCUGGUACCCAAUGCCGGAGGGAGUGCCAAUGCGAGUGCCACAGAAAAUGCUGCCCUCACAAAGCAAUGCCAUGGCAACCUACCCCCCCACAUGCUCCAACCCCAAUACAUCCCAGGGAAUGAACAUGGCUAACAGCAUCGCCAACCUGCGGCUCAAAGCCAAGGAGUACAGCUUGAACCACGUGCCCACGGUCAACUGAGGAGAGAGGGGGGAGAGAGAGGCUUCAUGGUGGGGCUGGGGUCUCUCUCUCUCUCUCUCACAUGUCUGUCCCACACAGACAGACAGUAAGACCCCUGCCUGGCCCCCACAGGGAUGAUUAAGAUCUGCCAUCCAUUUUAGCUUGAAGUCUCCUCUCGUUCCGGAGCUAUAGCGAUGGACCUGCUUCCUAUACUGUCCGCAAACCUGAAGCAUCUGAUGAGAAAGCAAGCGACACGGGGGAAUCAUGAGAGGUUGUUUCUGUGAGCCGCGUCUCUCCUAUCCUGAGCAUCGCUGAACUGUCGCUGUCUGUACUAACCAAUUAAACAAAAGAGAUCAACCAAUUAAACCAAAGAGAUCAACCAAUUAAACCAAAGACAUCUAGACUGGGACUGGAUGCUGUAGCAAAUGACUGUUUUUAUUCUUUCUUUCAAUUUGAUUUUGACUGAAUGAAAGGCUAGUCUCCAAAGAUAUGGAAAUUCUGACAGAAUCAAUCUGACUGUCAGGCUGUCAGUGUCCAUUUCUAGUUUUAUUCACGGUCAAGACCACAGUGACCACUUCCGUGGGGUGAGGAGGAGAUGAGGAGGAGAUGAGGAGGAGAUGAGGAGGAGACACCAGGAUGGACGACUUUUCAAAUGGAGUUUUCUGUAUUUUUAUUAUAGAGCAUUCAAUAGGAUUAUAACAGCAGAAUGGGAUGAGUAACUUCCUGAUCAACAACAACAACAACAUCAACAAGGACUUAUCCUUGGGAGGUUACAAACAUUUAUACGUUUUAAUAUUUUUUCUUCUCACAUUUCUUUCCAUUUUAUUCCACUGACAAGCAAACAUUUUUCCCGGCGCAUUUUGAUUCAUAUAAUGCCAUGGUACACUAUACAGGAAAGGCUAAUGUAACCUAUUUCUGAAUCCAAGACCGUAGUUUCGCUUCAUCUUUGUAUGAUAAUCUUUAUUUGUAACAGAUAAUCAUGUAUAUUAAUAAACUCAAGCAAAGUAAUGCCACUGUGUCAGACUUACACGGUUGAAAGCUAUUUGAGGGUUGCACUAUCCAGCCACGAUAUCUACAUGAGAUUUAAACUAUUUAAAUAGAAAGAUGUGGAGGCCGCUUUUAGAGUAUCUAGAAUUUUUUUAUAUUUAGAAUUUUAAGAAUAUUUAGAAUUUUUGAAUAUCUAGAAUUUUUGAAUAUUUAGAAUUUUAGAAUAUGUAGAAUUUUAGAAUAUUGGCAGUUAUUUUUAGAAUACAAUGUGUUAUGAGCUGUUGACGAAAGGGAAUCAUAUCAAAUGUAAUUUACCAAAGUUCAAUCAGGAAGGCCGGUGUGAAAGCUUGUUAAACUUCAUCCAGGAAGCAUAACAUAAUUCACUCUGUUUCCUAUUCUAGGGACAUAGUGUCUUGUUUCUUCUCCUCUUUCCUAUUAGCCACGUGCAGAAUGACAUUCACCUAUUGACCCUAUAGCCUAUAAGCACGGCCCCGUUAUGCACAUUCCUCACGCUUGAUGUUUAACUUAUGGGCUCACUUUUGCAAUUAUCACCUUCCUCUCGCUCAACCAAUAUGGGUCGUAAGUCUUGGGAUGUAUUUACAUGUCAACUUAUCUUCGUUCUCUCACUUGCUGUCUUUCAGCAACAGUUUUCAACAACCAUUCACCUCCCCACCACCAGCAGCUAUAAUAACCUUAAGGUGCGUAAUUGUAACUCCUUUACCCCAGCGGGGGUUCGAUUCCCGGCCAGUAGUCCCGCAUAGCUACCUGCCAUCACAUCUGGCUCUGAGGAUCUUCCCUUGGAGAUGAGGCCAUUCUCCAAACUAUUGAAUAAAAUGUCAUAUUACA
Molecule: messenger RNA, 3425 nt
Organism: Oncorhynchus gorbuscha (pink salmon)
Lineage: Eukaryota; Metazoa; Chordata; Actinopteri; Salmoniformes; Salmonidae
Gene: prrx1b
Product: paired related homeobox 1b
Exons: 5
Coding region: 540-1613 (357 amino acids)
Biological process (GO): regulation of DNA-templated transcription
Molecular function (GO): DNA-binding transcription factor activity, RNA polymerase II-specific; DNA binding
Source: RefSeq, a predicted model, not a curated record